Fusarium keratoplasticum is the source of this 1062-nucleotide messenger RNA. RefSeq lists its product as uncharacterized. Gene Ontology annotation, biological process: carbohydrate metabolic process. The record is from RefSeq and is a predicted model, not a curated record. The coding region runs from base 1 to 1062 and encodes 353 amino acids. Lineage: Eukaryota; Fungi; Ascomycota; Sordariomycetes; Hypocreales; Nectriaceae. The transcript is spliced from 2 exons. Gene Ontology annotation, molecular function: phosphoribulokinase activity; ATP binding.
AUGUCUCCGUCGAGCAGCAGAGACACCCCAGACCCCAAGCGAGAGAGGAGUAGGAUCGCUCAGCGCGAAUAUCGCAAGCGGCAUGCGUCCAAGUUUUCCAGUCUCAAGGAUGAGAACCGGAGGCUUCGGAAUGCUCUCAAGAAGAUUGAUCGGAUAGCUUCGCAGCGCGCACGCCAUGAUAGAGAGCUUCAGGCUGCGCUGGCAGAGGCGAGAGAAAUUGCGGACAUUGAGGGUGAUGAUAGCAGCGCUCUGACACGGGUGCCCUCUCCAUCACAAAGAACCAUCACCCCUGCAAGACAAUCGUCAACAAGAGCCAUGUUUAAUGCUCAGCCGGCUUUCUUCAGCGUCGCAAAUGGAAACCACCUAAACGUGCAAGCUCUUGGGCUGCCACAGCAAGUAUGGCUCGAUACGGACCGUUUGGUGCGUAUCUAUGAGGCCCCCAUGGAUGCGGCGCAGUAUCUCGGGGAUAACCUCUUUACCUUUGCAGGGGCGUUGUACUGGGCCUGCACAAAGAAUACGGUUUCUCUUUGGCAGGCGAAACAGCUGAGCUUGAUGGGAAAGGUGGCGCGCACUGAGUCAAACCUUGACCGAUUAUUCAACCACUCCAAACAUCUCAGCGAUCAUGACUUUUUAGUAUCUAUGGCGCUUGCAAGGUUAGAGUAUCACCAAAAGGGGUACACUCACCUUCCGCCUACCGCAACCCAAGCGCAAUGGGACCAGAUCGUGCCAGAUCUGUCCAAGAAGAUUGAGCGGGACUAUGCUGAAAGGGGGGAGACGUUGGAGUGGUGGAAGACUCCCCGUGAAGUCGAGGCGUUUGUGAAGCGCCAUCUGGAACCCGAAGAAAUCGUCGAGUUACAGGCUCUGAUUGAAGGCCGGGGAACAGGGGCUUCGCUUGCCAAGUAUACGCCAUUGGUUGAAGCGUUAGUGCAGAGUUUUGUGUGUUUUGGGGAUGGACCGCGGUGGAAUAUUCUUUGGGUGUCGAUGAUGGUGGGAGGAUGGCGUACACAUCAAGAAGAUGAGGCUCGGGCUCGGGCCCAGUCUCAGGCACAGACUGUGGAAUAG